AUGUUUGACUACAAGUCGGCCAUGUCAGCGCUGAAUGCAGCAAAAGUGAGAGCAGACGAUCCUCUACUCGUCGAACUUAUCAGAAGAUACUACAUUGAAAAGCCGUCAGAUCUCAGAUAUAAUUUGAAUAACCCAGAAAUUAGAGACACCUCAGAGGGCCAAUCUGCUUUUGUGGACGAAACAAUGAACCAUGCGAUUUGUAUUGAUAUCCUCACAUUCAGUCUCAAGUACUAUAAACAACUGCCUAAAUUUUAUGAGAACGGGUUUUACAUAGAAUGUGGUGCUCAGAAUGGAGAAUAUCUUUCGAAUUCCUUGUUUUUCGAAAGAUUUCGGAAUUGGAGUGGCGUUUUGAUAGAAGCUAACCCAAAGUCGUACAGGCAGCUAAAGACCAGACACAGAAAAGCAUUUACCAUAAAUGCUUGUCUCAGCACCAAACCAAAUGCAUCAUUGGUUAGGUUUGGAACAGAGAGGAUUAUUGGCGAUGAUGCAAUCAAGCCUAAUUUGCUUGGAUAUGACCCAGGUCCAUACAUAAAUGUCCAGUGUUUUCCUCUCUAUUCAAUCCUGCUUGCUUUAAAUCAGCUUAAAGUGGAUUACUUUAGCUUGGAUGUAGAAGGCGCUGAGGAACCGGUUCUGGAUACAAUUCCAUGGGAUAAAGUUGAAUUUGACCAUGAGCUUGUUGUCACGGAGGCCCCCAAUGAGCUUGUAUCCAAUUGA
Mercenaria mercenaria is the source of this 714-nucleotide messenger RNA. RefSeq lists its product as uncharacterized. The coding region runs from base 1 to 714 and encodes 237 amino acids. The transcript has 4 exons. Lineage: Eukaryota; Metazoa; Mollusca; Bivalvia; Venerida; Veneridae. The record is from RefSeq and is a predicted model, not a curated record.